Trypanosoma brucei brucei TREU927 is the source of this 615-nucleotide messenger RNA. Its product is annotated as alpha/beta-hydrolase-like protein. Bases 1 to 615 code for a protein of 204 amino acids. The record is from RefSeq and is a predicted model, not a curated record. The transcript has a single exon. Lineage: Eukaryota; Euglenozoa; Kinetoplastea; Trypanosomatida; Trypanosomatidae.
AUGUCUACAUCCCGCAUUACGUUGUCGUCACAGCACGAUGCACUGAUAAUUGUGGAUAUGCAGAAUGAUUUCGUGCUUCCCGACGGUGCGCUCUCCGUAACUGGUGCCACUGAGAUCAUACCGAUAAUUAAUCGCGUUGUCGGAGAUCACCAGUUUCGUGCCGUUGUCGCAUCGAUGGACUGGCACCCUCCUGGACACAUGUCGUUCCGAAAUGAAGAUGGGACAGGGGGUCCAUGGCCUCCCCAUUGCGUACGGUCAACGACUGGUGCCCAACUUCAUUCAGAGAUGAAACAAGGAGAGAUAACCCACCUUAUUCACAAGGCGACAUCUCUGGAUUCUGAAAGUUACUCCGCCUUCAGCGAUGACAGCGGUAAGACAACCGGUCUGGCUGCAAUGCUGCGCGCCAUGGACGUGAGAAGGGUUUUUAUGUGUGGCGUAGCUUCCGAUUACUGUGUAUACUUUACCUCACUACACGCUAUCCAAGAGGAAUUUACCGUUGUUGUGUUGGAGGACGCCGUUCGCCCCGUCGACCCUGUUGCCAUGGAGAAGAAGCGAGCACACCUGGAAAAGGAGGGCGUAAUCUUUGCGCGAAGCACAGACCUUUCCAGCUUCUGA